GGCUGGAAUAACGCUUUAUAAACUUGCCUCCCGAUUUCACCUCCCACUGCACUGGCCAACUUCUAUCCACCUCGGGUCAACCACUUCCCCAGACAGCCUCACUUCUUUUUCCUGUAGGCUUCAGCCAGUCAAAACCCCAAGCCUGCCAGAUCCAGGUGAAAUCCAGAACCUCAGUCCCAGGAUGCUGAGGACACUGUUGCCCCUGCUGGCUCUACUGUUCCUGCCUGUCUGUGCCUUUUGUAGCCAACAAGCCUCAGAUGGCCUGCAGAGUCUCCACAUGCUCCAGAUCUCCUACUUCGUAGACAAACACGUGUGGCAUCGGGGCAACGCAUCACUGGGGGGGAUUCCAUCACACAAGCUGGAAGGCUGGGACUCCAAUGUCACCAUCCUGCAACUGCAGUCCUUGCAAGACCCGGAGAGUUGGGCAAUCAGGGAACAGAGCCUGAAGAACUACUUGAAUGUGUUCUACAGCCUAGUGCAACUGGUGCACCUGGAGCGAGGAUGGGCCUUUCCUCUGACCCUGAGCUGCUUCCUGGGCUGCGAUCUGCUUCCUGAGGACCCCAAAGCCCACGUCUUCUUCGAAGUCACCAUGAAUGGGAGCUCCUUUCUGAACUUCCAGCCAGAGACAGCCACAUGGGUGGCAGCGUCCCAGAAGCCGUCCAAAGUGACCACCUACAUUCUGCAGCAGCUCAAUACCUACAAUAGUACCCGGUUUGAAAUUCUGGAAUUUCUGCAGGACACCUGUGUACAGUAUGUGAAGGACUACAGCAACGUGGAAAACUUGAAAGAAAACAGAACAAGCCACUCCUAUACUUCGCUGGUCCUGGGUAUCCUGAUGGGCUGUCUCAUCAUUGCUGGUGUGGCUGUUGGCAUCUUCCUGUUCACUGGUGGACGGCGGUGUUAAUUACUCUCCAGCCCCCUCUGAAAAAGGGCUGGCCUGCUGGGGGCUGGCAUGGAAUGAUCUCACCUUACUGCAAAAUCAAACCGAUUCCCCAGUGGGACAUUACAUCUCAGAACUUUUGAAGAGAGAGCUUUUUUUCUUCUCCCAGAUCUGCCCACCAAGACUUGGGGGAGGGAGAAGGUAAGGAGGUCAGAGUGUUUGAUUUUCUCAGCUUUCAUGCUUAAGACACCAAAGGUCUCAGGUUCAAUCCCCAGUACCACCAUGAGCAAAAGCUGAGCAAUGCUCUGGUUAAAAAAAAAAAAAAAAAGUUUGUUAAGAAUUUGAAUGCUUUUCUGAACUGAUCUGAGAAGUGGAUAUUUAUUUAUCUUUGUGAAAAACAGAUAAUGGAGUUGGGGUGAAUGGUGGGGGUGUCUAUUGUCAUACUCCAACAACAGAGUCACCUGAGGUAUUCAAUAUACAUAACAAAUAAAACAAGUCAUCCAUCACUAAUCUAACAAGAUAGAAUGCUCCCAGGUGUGUCAGAUUUGGGAGGGGUCAUUGGUAUAAUAGGGGUAGAAUGAAAAAAUAGAGAAACAGUGGGAGUGUAAAAUCCAAGGAAUGUGGGGCCACGGAGCUAUUAAUUAAUAAUAAUAAAAUUGUUACUUAUAUACAGUACAUUAUUAUUUCUUCCACUGUGCAAAAUUUCUGAGAAAGCGCCCUAUGCCUUUGGCUUCCAUUUCCUCGUGUUCCACUCUUGAAUCCAUUACAGCCUGACUUCUCUAUAAGGUGCUCUAAACUCAUUAAUGAUCUCUAGUUGUGAAAUCCUCAUCCCUCAUGCUAGAUGUAUGACAAGAUUCCUAGUUGCAAAUAACAACAACAAACAAUUCUUCUAACUUCAGGGGGAAAUAAAUAUAAUGUUAGCAAGUAGUUCUUAGUGUUGAUGGGGAAGACCACAAACCAAAGCUUAGAAAAUAGAACCAAUAAUUAUAGACAAAGUCACAACACAGAAAUGGUCUAGCUAAGGACACCAUCACUGGAAUUACUGCCUCCAUCAUCACUGCUUGCUGCCAUCAUAAAUGAGUUCUACUCUAUCCCCUGAAUCUUUAUACCAUUUAUUUGAAAUUCAAAGUCCUGGUGGCUGGGCACACCUCAGAGAGUACACAAAUUACUGUAUGUGAGUCCCAGAUUCAAGUUCCCUUAUCCCCACCUGCAGAGGUGAAGCUUCAUGAGUGGUAGGGCAAUGAUGCAGGUGUCUCUCUCCCUCUUUUUUCCCCUCUGUUUUUCACUAUCUCUAUUAGAAUAAAAGGAAAAAAUGAAAAGAGAAAAAAACUUAAAAGGAGGAGGAAGAGAAGUGGAGGAGGAAAGGAAGGAAGUCAAAAUUCUGCUGGGAGUUGUGCCUUAGCUGCAAGUAGAGUGAAUGGAAGACUAAGUAUCUUUGACUUCCCGAGUGUAGCCCUGCUUUGUAGUGAGAUUUACAUAGAGGUACAGGUACAGAUGUUGGUAAAAACAAAAACACACCCCCCUUAACUAAUCUCUGUGUCUUUCAUUGUUUAUUCAUUUAGAAAACAUUUAUAAGUAGUCUCUCUACAAAGUUAAGCCACAUAAAUUUAAAGAUAAAUAAAACCUUGAGGAGAUCAUUGUUUGGGAAGACUAGCCAAAUACAAAUAAGAAUAAUACAAGGCAGGAUAUAACAAUAAUUGGAAGAAACAUACAAAUAAAAACCCUUGAGUUGCAGUUUACUGUUGUGGCUAUCAUUUACAGGUUGCUUUAUACACAUACACACACACACACACAGGGUUUUCAUUGGGGCUUGGUGCCUGCACUAUGAAUCCACUACUCCUAGGGGAUUUUUCUUUUCUUUCUUUUUUCCAUUUUAAUAGGAUAGGACAGAGAGAAAUUGAGGGGGAAGGGGUAGACAGGGAGGGGGAGAGAAAGACAGACACCUGCAGACCUGUUUCACCACUUGCGAAGUGUCCCUCCAGGUGGGGAGCCAGCGGGGAGGGGAGUUCAAAUCAGGAUCCUUGUGCUUCAUACUAUGUAUGCUUAACCUGGUGCACCACCACUCAACCCCCUUCCUUUACAGUUUUAAAAAAUUCUUUAGGGGGCUGGGUGGUGGCUGGUUGAGCACACAUGUUACAAAGCCCAGGGACCUGGGUUCAAGCCCUCAGUCCCCACCUGCAGGGGGAAAACUUUGCAAGUGGUGAAGCCUACUCUACCUCUCUACCUCCCCCUCCCCUCUGGAUAUCUGGCAGUCUCUAUCCAAUAAGUAAAUAAAGAUAGGCCUGUAGGUCUCCCUCCCCAUCCUCUCAAUUUCUCUCUGUCCUAUUUGAUAAAAAUUAGAAAGGAAAAAAAGUAAAAAAAAAAAAAAAAAAAAAAAGGUUGCCAGAAGCAUUGCCUGUACCCAGCCACAUUGAUAACCUGGUGGCAAUAAAAAACAAACAAACAAACAAAAACACUUUCAUGUCUGAGACUGGAGAUCCCAGGUUUAAUCCCCAGCACCACCAUAAGCCAGAGAUGAGCAGUGCUCUGGAGAAACAAACAACUAACUCAUGAUACAGAAACAAGUUAGCAAUUUCUAGAAGUGGUGGAUAAAGGACGGGUAAAACAAGCAAAGGUGGGCAAAAGGUAUAGACUUCCAGUUAUAAGUCACAAGGAUGGAGUAAAAAGCAUAACAACUACAGAUAAUAAUACUGUAUUGUAGUUUUGAAAGUUUCUCAAAAAAGAUUUUAUGAGAGAGACAAGAGCACUACUCAGCUAUGGCUUAUGGUGGUACUGGGAAUUGAACCAGGGAUCUUAGGGCUUCUGGCAUGAAAGUCAUUUUUCAUAACCAUUAUGCUGUCUCUCCAUCUCUGAUAAAGGCGAUUUUAAACAUUCUUAUUACAAGAAAAAAAAAUCUAACUAUGUGUAAGGAUUGGUGUUAACUAGACUAAUUGUAGUGAUGCUUAUUUGGCAUUCUAAACAAAUAUCAAAUUAUUGUCUUAAACACCUGAAGCUAAUAUAGUGUUUAUGUGUCAAUGAAAAUAAAUUGGUGAUGCCUUGUGAUAUGGAGAUGAGGUAGUAAUGAAGAGUGAUUGCUAAAAGAUACGUUUUGUUUCUGAAGAGAUAAAAAAAAAAUUCCAAGCUUAGAUGUAGUGAUGGCUACAUAAUUCUGAAAAUACAUUUUAAAUUAUUUAUUUAUUGAGAGAAAAAUCAGAGCAUCCAUUACCAAACUCUGGACCUAAUGCUUGCAAGUUCACUGCUAUAGCCACUGUGAAACACACACACACAUGCACACACACACACAUGCACACACACACACACACACACACUGAAUUGUGGGCAGAGGAGAUAGCAUAAUGUUUAUGCAAAAAGACUUUCAUGCCUGAACCUCUGAAGUCCCAGAUUCAAUCCCCACACCACCAUAAACCAGAGAUGAGUAGUACUUUGGUGUAAAAAAUUGAAUUGUAUGCUAUAAAUGGAUUAUUUUUGUGGUAUGUGAUAUAUUUAUAUACAUGGAUAUGUAUAUAUCAAUAUAUUAAUGAUGGUAUGAAGUGGUAGUAAUAAAGUGACUAUAUAUAUAU
Messenger RNA from Erinaceus europaeus (western European hedgehog), 4440 nucleotides. It is a transcript of the gene PROCR, whose product is annotated as protein C receptor. Bases 182 to 904 code for a protein of 240 amino acids. Lineage: Eukaryota; Metazoa; Chordata; Mammalia; Eulipotyphla; Erinaceidae. The record is from RefSeq and is a predicted model, not a curated record. Gene Ontology annotation, biological process: negative regulation of coagulation. Gene Ontology annotation, molecular function: signaling receptor activity. The transcript is spliced from 4 exons.